GAUAUUUACAGUGAGUUGUGUUGCUUCCAGCGCCCUUAUAUAAGAAGGAGGACUGGGUUUGGGAUCGAGUCCUUCUUUUGGUGUUGGAGUGGAGAGAAGAUCAGCGGCAUGGCUUUUAGUGUGCAGCCUGUUCAGUGGACUGCAGACUACAAGGAUAUAAACUACGAUGGAGUCCUUUUGGUAGCGCAGAACUUCGUAGACCUCCCCAGUGAGCUGGAUGGACUGAAGGCUCCUCUGCAGGCUUAUAGUGCUGUGGACAGCUCUCUGACCGAAAACGUGGUCAUCCUUAAGGUUGAGGAUUUACCAGGAGAGAGGCUGGUGUUCGCUCCUACCGGGCCGCUCAACCGAGACUACGAUGACGUCAGGCGCUUCAGCGAUGCCGCCGAGAGUGGCAUCAAGAGGGCAAUGAAAGCGGGCAUGCAGCGCCCUCUGCUGGUGUGUCCUCCACACAGCGCAUAUAAGCAGAACACCCUAGCGGCGGUCCUGGGAGCGUUACAGGCUCUGUACAUGCCCCUGGAGCUGCGUGAGGUGAAACCUUCUCCUUAUAAAGUAUCUGUAUUGGGGGUGUGGGUGAAGGACAAGGGUGAACACAUCACCGAGCUCGCUGUGGCUCUGGAGAGCGGAAGGGUAGUGUAUCGGGACAUCGGUGGUUCUGAUCCAGAGCGCAUGGCUGCACCACGUGUAGCAGAAUAUGUGCAGAAAGUGUUUAAGGACACCAGUGUACAGGUGGAGGUGGUGAGUGAUUUGGAGAUUUUGAAGAAGGAGUAUCCGUGUUUGGCUGCAGUUAAUCGCUGUGCUAACAAUGUGCCACGUCAUCAGGCCCGGGUGAUUCACCUUGAGUAUCUUGGAGAAGGUCCCAUUCAGCAAACCCUUAUGCUGGUGGGCAAGGGCAUUACCUAUGACACUGGUGGCGCUGACAUCAAGGCUGGAGGAUUCAUGGCUGGCAUGCACAGAGAUAAAUGUGGAGCUGCUGCUGUAGCUGGAUUCUUCCAGAUACUGGCCAAGCUGAAGCCUAAAAAUCUAAAGGUUGUAGGCUCCAUGGCGAUGGUGCGCAACAGCGUGGGCUCAGACUGCUAUGUGUCUGAUGAGCUGAUCGUAUCUCGAGCUGGGCGCAGAGUUCGUGUUGGAAACACCGAUGCUGAAGGACGCAUGGUCAUGGUGGACUUGCUCUGCGAGAUGAAAGAGAAGGCGGUGAAGGAAGUCUCUCCGCACCUGUUUACCAUCGCCACACUGACUGGUCAUGCCAUCAGAGCCAUGGGGCCCAAUUACUCUAUCAUUAUGGAUAACGGAGCUGCACAUCGUGAGAAGAACGCCUCAAAGUGGCAGGAAGCGGGUGAGGUCCUGGGAGACCUGUUCGAAGUGUCCAGGAUCCGCAGGGAGGAUUAUGAGUUCCACAAAGGAAAGUCCGAGUAUGAGGACAUCCUGCAGGCUAACAAUCUGCCCUCCACUGCUACACCACGUGGACACCAGGCUCCUGCUGCCUUCCUCAUCAUGACCUCCGGUCUGGACCAGCAUGGAUUGGACUCGGACCACCCUAUCCCCUACUCUCAUCUCGACAUCGCUGGUUCCAGCGGUCCUUUCCCAGGAGUCCCCACUGGAGCUCCUCUUCUCGCCAUGGCAACCAAAUACAUUAUCUAGAACAGACGUCGCCUCCUGUCCAUCGCUUUACCUUCAAACAUCCGUGUCCAUUUAAUCCACGUCGAGUUUUACACAAUCACCAUGUAUCCUGUGCAACAUUGAUUUUUUUUUUUUUAUGACUCUCUUUUCCAUCAACACGAUGCUGAAACUGGAACCAUGAGAACUGACCCACAUUUUUACUCCCUCAAGACCAGAAUUGUUUUAUUUUAAACACGCAGCAACAUUUAAAAAAAAAAAAAAAAAAAAGGAAACAUGUGGAACAAGUCCAGUUCCUGCAGCUUGUUAGUGGAAAAGCGUCAGAUGAUUCACGUGUAAUAAAUCAAUGUCCUUGUC
Silurus meridionalis is the source of this 1971-nucleotide messenger RNA. RefSeq lists its product as uncharacterized. Gene Ontology annotation, biological process: proteolysis. Bases 109 to 1638 code for a protein of 509 amino acids. Gene Ontology annotation, molecular function: manganese ion binding; metalloaminopeptidase activity. The transcript is spliced from 16 exons. The record is from RefSeq and is a predicted model, not a curated record. Gene Ontology annotation, cellular component: cytoplasm. NCBI's taxonomy places the organism in Eukaryota, Metazoa, Chordata, Actinopteri, Siluriformes, Siluridae.